UUAUUUUAACAUCGCAAACAGAGGUCGUAUUUCAGUAUUAAAACUGAUUUUUGAUUAAGACGUGUUAAUAUAAAUAAACCUACUUAAAAAUGAGCGGGUACCCCCAGACACUCGUAAUCGACAAUGGAUCUGGUAUGUGCAAGGCCGGUUUCGCCGGAGACAACGCACCGCGUGCCGUCUUCCCAUCCGUCGUAGGACGACCCCGUCACCAGGGCGUUCUAGUCGGUAUGGGACAAAAAGAUUCCUAUGUUGGAGACGAAGCCCAGAGCAAGAGAGGAAUCCUCACUCUCUAUCGUCCAAUUGAGCACGGUAUUGUUACCAACUGGGAAAACAUGGAAAAGAUUUGGCAUCACACUUUCCACAACGAACUCCGUGUCGCACCACAUGAGCACCCUGUUCUCCUUACUCAGGCCCCACUUAACCCAAAGGCUAACCAAGAAAGAAUGGCCAAAAUCAUGUUCGAAAGCUUCAACACCCCCGCCAUGUACUCCGCUAUCCAGGCUGUGCUUUCAAUGUACGCUUCUGGUCGUACCACCGGUAUCGUUUUCGACAGUGGUGAUGGUGUUUCCCACACCGUCCCAAUCAAUGAGGGUUACGCCCUUCCCCACGCAAUUACUCGUGUUGACUUAGCCGGUCGAGAUCUUACCGAUUACUUGAUGAAGAUCUUGACCGAGAGAGGUUAUUCCUUUACCACCACCGCCGAGCGUGAAAUCGUUCGUGACAUCAAGGAAAAACUUUGCUAUGUUGCUCUGGACUACGAUCAAGAAUUGCAAACUGUUGCCAGCGGCAGCUCACUCGACAAGAGCUACAAACUUCCUGACGGACAGGUUAUUACAAUUGGCAAUGAGCGAUUUCGUUGCCCGGAAACAUAUUUCCAACCCUCCUUUAUUGGUAUGGAAUCUCCUGGUAUCCACGAGACUACCUACACCUCCAUCAUGAAGUGCGAUGUUUACAUCCGUAACACUAUGUACGCUAACACUGUUCUUUCUGGAGGUUCCACCUUGUUUCCUGGGAUCGCCGACAGAAUGAAAAAGGAAGUCACGGCUCUUGCGCCACCCAAUACGGAAGUCCAGAUCAUUGCCCCACCAGGAAGAAAGUACUCUUCUUGGACUGGAGGAUCCAUCCUUGCUUCACUCUCCACCUUCCAACAGAUGUGGAUCAGCAAACAAGAAUACGACGAGUACGGCCCAUCCAUUGUCCACCGCAAAUUUUUUUAAGCUUUUAUAUGGUUAUAAGUUUAACAUAUUAAUCAAGACUGUCUAAAAGCAUUACAUGGUUAAAAUAAAGAUAGAUUUAAAACUUAAAUAAACAGAUCUCGUAAUAAA
This is a messenger RNA of Ciona intestinalis (vase tunicate), 1325 nucleotides long. NCBI's taxonomy places the organism in Eukaryota, Metazoa, Chordata, Ascidiacea, Phlebobranchia, Cionidae. The record is from RefSeq and is a predicted model, not a curated record.